UUUUUAUUUGGUUAUGAAGAUGUCAAUCUUACCAUUGCCAUCCAUUAUUAAAUGACCAAACUUUAUUCUCUUAACUUACGUUGCAUGAUGAGUCUCUAGGCCUUUUAUAUAAAGACAGACAUCCCAAGAAAGCUAUAGAUACCCCCCAUUGCCAUUAACAACAACCAACUGGUUGGUUAUUACCAGAAACUAGAGAGAGAAAGAGAGAGAGAGAGAGAGAGAGAGAGAGAGAGAGAGGGAUCAAGAGGGUGCCCUUUUUUUCCAGUCCUUAGUCGAAAGCCCCCGGCGAAGGCCAAGGUUUUCCGACGACAAGUGAACGAACGAUCGAUCGAUCCAUCGGUGGAAUCGGGAGAAAUGGCAUUCAUAAGUGAAGAUAUGAUCAAGCAACUUCAAGCCCAGAUGGAAAAGGUUGAUGAACCCCUCAAGAAAAGCUUCUUGAAUGUACACAACGGCUACCAAAGGGAGAAUUUGGUGAGGUUUCUUAAGGCGCGGGAUGGCAACGUAGCGGAUGCCUAUCAAAUGCUUCUCGAUUGUUUAAACUGGAGGAUCGAGAAUGAGAUCGACGACAUACUAGAGAAGCCUAUUCUCCCGAACGAUGUUUACCGUGCAGUCCGGGAAUCCCAGCUGAUCGGAAUGUCCGGAUACUCCGAGGAGGGUCUUCCCGUCAUUGCCGUUGGCGUUGGGCUCAGUACGUACGACAAAGCUUCUAUUCAUCACUACGUCCAGUCACACAUCCAGAUCAACGAAUACAGGGAUCGCGUCGUCCUGCCUUCUGCUUCAAAGAAACACCGGCGAUACAUUGGCACCUGCAUAAAGAUUCUGGACAUGACUGGCCUUAAGCUUUCUGCACUCAACCAAAUCAAGCUCCUGUCCGCAAUAUCAACCAUCGAUGACCUGAACUAUCCCGAGAAGACAGAAACCUACUACAUCGUCAAUGCUCCCUACAUCUUCUCCGCAUGUUGGAAGACCGUUAAGCCUCUCUUGCAGGAGAGGACACGGAAGAAAGUUCAGGUGCUUCCAGGCUCUGGAAGAGAUGACUUGUUGAAGAUCAUGGAAUACGAAUCCCUCCCGCAUUUUUGUCGAGGGCCAAGCGCAGGAGGGUCAUCCCGGCAUCGCAAGAAUGGCACGAUCAGCGAUUGUUUCUCCCUCGACCAUCCAUUCCAUCAGCAGCUUUACAGCCACGUCAAGGAGCAAGCCGAUCGUGCUCAGUCAGUUCCUCCAGGUUCCGUCCACGUGGAGUACCCUGAGCCUGAUCCUGAAGACGUGAAAAUAGCACAAACUAUAGAAUCGGAAUUUCACAGACUCGACAAUGAAAACAGGACAUCCGACUUGUUACACGAGCUCAAGAUCAGUGACUGAUUACCUGGUACAAGUAGUUUAUAGCCCUUCGAUUCAGUCCACAGCAGCUUACAUUAUCAUAAUGCUGCCUUCAUGCUCGUUCGCCCAUCUGUAACCUGCUACUGAGACGAUUAUCGGGCAAUGACAUAUAUGCAUUCAUUAGUACUUAAAUGUACAACAAAG
Andrographis paniculata is the source of this 1521-nucleotide messenger RNA. Its product is annotated as SEC14 cytosolic factor-like. Bases 355 to 1359 code for a protein of 334 amino acids. Lineage: Eukaryota; Viridiplantae; Streptophyta; Magnoliopsida; Lamiales; Acanthaceae. The transcript is spliced from 11 exons. The record is from RefSeq and is a predicted model, not a curated record.